GAUAACCAUUGUGCCUUUUCCUCGCGUGUGGAGUAACGCGGGAUAGGCCAGUGAGGUAUAACAGUUAUCUGUUCAUGCAUAGCAGUUCCUAUGAGUAAUGUGUUGGUAUAUAAAGGAAAUAUUAUUUAUAAACUAUUGUGUUUAUAUCACACUGGUUCAUGACGUUUAGUGGGUGGCAUAAAGUAGUAGUGCUUCAUCUGGAGUAUUCCAGGACAGGAUAUACACGCCUACAGUAAACUCGUACCGAGGCUUGUAGAGUAAAACACGUACGUGGUAUCAGGCAGUUCCACGAGAGGACAUACAAGCCGUCAUGUCUGUGACUGGACAACUCUGGCACCUGGCUGUUGUAUGCUGGACCCUACAGGUGGGGCUGGGGGAGGUGUCCCACUCGCCAGAACUGACCCCACCCUACAUCACCUGUCCCACCAGUCAGGCGAGGGUCAUCAUCAGGCUGUCUCAGAUCAGCAUGUACGGACUGCACUGUCAGGCAAACGGCAGACCUACACCUAUCUACAGCUGGUACAUCAAUGGCCUACAAGUUGAUAACACGAACCCAUCGCUUCAUGUUUUAACAAAUGGAACACUUGUGAUGCGAAACUUUACACAACAGUACGACGGUGUAUACCAAUGCCGAGCUGGGAAUAAAUUCGGAACAUCAGUCUCGGUCAAGUUUCAAGUUUUGGUUGAGAAGGAGGCUGUUAAGUUUCCUAACUCGGAAGAGUCUGAGGUGGAAUCGAUCCCUAUAGAGGCCGAGGAAGGUCAGCCGUUGUCCGUAACGUGUGGGCAGACGCCACAGACGGUGCCAGAGUACAUCAGGAGGUGGUACAGGUACACGGGCUCAUCAGAGCUGGUCAUGGGCGAACGUGUUGGCACGGACUUAAACGGCACACUGCACUUUGCCUACGUUGAAAGACAAGAUGGCGACACGAGCAGCAGACAGAUAAGAUGUGGGCUGGCGCCAAACGGUUCCUCGAGCUCCACCAUUUACAUGUACAGCUCCUACAGCAUCACGGUCAAGGUCGCGAAUACAGGCGAUUCUCUGCCCAGAUUGAUACACAGCAGCACCAAUGUCAAAGGUCAUCUUGGAGAUCGUGUCACGCUUGAGUGUUUCUUCUCUGGACGGCCUGUCCCCAAGGUGACGUGGACAGACAACAAAAACAACGGUAUCCAUGGCAACCAGCGAUUCCAGCUGCAGGACUUUAACCGGAAGUUGGUUAUCACGGAAGUGAGGCAGGAAGACGAGGGGUACUUCAUGUGUACAGGCACCAAUUCUAUGGGUUAUGCGCAGACUGAGAUCUACUUCAAUGUCACGUCUGCACCCAUGAGAGAGAGUUCUUUUGGGCCCCUUACUUACCCUACAGAACACGACGUCACAUUAAACUGUACAGCAAGGGCGGCAAUCCAGGAAAAACUAGACAACCCAGUCUGGUAUAGGAACGGCGAGUUGUUUAUAGAAGAGAACUUCCCUGAUGUGUACCGGUACAGGUUUAACGAGGACAGGACGAGGCUGAGCAUAAAAAACCUGAACAAGAGCGUCGAUACGGCCUGCUACCAGUGUAAUAUCUCAAACAGCGAGGGCUACAUCUUUUACGACGGCUACAUCAGGGUCAUAGAUUCCAUCAAAAUACAAACCAGACCUCCAGAGAUUAUCAACCUUGUGGAAGCACCGAACAACCUUGACCUUACAGUGAUAGCAACCUCUGACCCCUGCUGCCCUUUGACGAGGAUCUGGCAGUUCAAUGGCAGUCAGGUGACUGGACUCUUCGAACAACAUCCGUUCUAUGAUUAUGGCUCGUCCACGGGUACUUUGUUUAUCAACAAGUCCCUGGUGUCACGUGAUCAGCUGAUGGACGUUGUUGGACACUACAGGUUGAGUCUGUACAACAGGUACCAGACUGUUGACGUCACGUUCUCUCUAACUUUAGAAGAUGGCGUGGCGGAAGGUUUUAUUGUCGCUGUGGUGGACUACAACCUCUGGUGGGUUGGCUUGUUGUGUGGUGUUUUAGCCAUCAUCUGCGCCCUUGUCGUCGUCAUCUUCAUCGUCAAAAACAAUUUUCCAAGACGAACUUACCAGCUUGAAAAAGCGGAAAUAAAACAAAACUUAGACCCUAAGGCUGACCUACGUGAACAAAGAUUCAAAGACAUUUAACACAAAGCAGAAGCGCAGGAAAAUUUUCAAGAAGUCAAAACACAACAGCUGAUCAAAAAA
Physella acuta is the source of this 2209-nucleotide messenger RNA. RefSeq names its product neuroglian-like. Gene Ontology annotation, biological process: cell-cell adhesion. Lineage: Eukaryota; Metazoa; Mollusca; Gastropoda; Physidae. The record is from RefSeq and is a predicted model, not a curated record.